Molecule: messenger RNA, 3655 nt
Organism: Teleopsis dalmanni
Lineage: Eukaryota; Metazoa; Arthropoda; Insecta; Diptera; Diopsidae
Exons: 6
Coding region: 192-3281 (1029 amino acids)
Molecular function (GO): dopamine receptor binding
Source: RefSeq, a predicted model, not a curated record
AUACAAUCAAAAUAAAAGUAAUUAUAACUUCGAAUAUAAUUUAUGUUUAAGUUGUUAUUAUCAUAUGAUAAAGUUAAUCACAAUAAAAUAAUACUUUAAUAAUAUUUUCAAAACUAUUGAAGUGAUCUCGUGCUAAAUGAUAAAAACUUGACCCGUGAAAAAAAACUUGCUUACUUUACGUUUACCUUGCUAUGUCUUCUAAUGAUGGCAACAAUCAACGAGAUGAUAGUUUUAGUACUUUUUCUUCUAACCCAGCUGAGUUCCUACAAGUUUUAUCGCAACCAGUUGCAAACAACAAUGGCAAUAUUUCCAUGCCACCAACACUUAUGUGGCAAAAUCAAUUAGUAGGACCACAAUAUAUACAGCCAACAUUGCCGCCACAACAACCACAGCCACAACUAUACAAUGAUUACAUGUUUAACAUGCACACACAGAACGCGUAUGCAUCACCAGCUGCAACACCCGAAACAUACUCAGUGCUACCUGUAGGACAUGGAAAUUUUUUAAAAGUUUAUCAUUGCACAGAUAAUGGAGUAAAUGGUGGUUUAGUGAAUGAUGGUAAUGUCUAUCAGCAUGCGGUGCACCAAGCACAGGCAUAUCAUUUACAAUCACCUCAGUCACCACCAGCUUCCACCACACAGGUUUUUAACAGCUAUGAGCUGUUUUCAAGUAACACUGUUAUGCCUGUACAUGAUAAUCAAUCCAUAAAUCUUAAUGCAGAAGUCAAUAUACAUCCUCAAUCUUAUCCUCAGCAAAUGCAGCAGUCACCACCUUCACUUCUUAUGAUGAAUAAUACCAGCAUUCAUGAUGAACAAACCGCAAACACAAAUUGUACGACAAAUAUGAUUAUCAAUAAACUUGUUAAUAACUGGUCACCAAAUUUGACUGGAGGCACUUACAGUCAAUUUGGUACACCUUUAUCACAGCUUUCGACACAGUCACCCCUAAAUAAUAAUGAUUCCUUGCAACAAUCAAAUGUUAUGUUAGAUGCAAACAUCUGUCAUGGUAAUAGUCCACAUGCUAACACACAAGUAUUUGGUGUCAUUGACGACUGUAAUGCUGCCACAAUGCCAAUUUCAUUAUUACACCAGAAUCCAGAGCAGAUACAACCAACUCCAGUAUUGUCCUCUACACAAACCUUCAUAGAUAAACAUACAUUAUCUAAGCAAAACUACAAUGAAAGAAUAAAUAUAGUUAAUGCUAAUCUACAUAUUCCUCCCAUACCGUCUGUUAAUAUCCAAACCGAAGUUAAAAAACGUAUUGUGGCUGAAGUUAAGCCGAUGCCUUUAACCUAUUCUGAUGUGCUUAGCAAAGGCAAUUCAUCAAAGAUUUUUCAUCACAGCAACCAACAUUUACACAAAUCUGGUAGAUCCUCAGGCGUAGCAAAUAACCGUAAAUCCGAAAAUAAAAAUUCACUCGAUUCUAAUAACGUUCAACAUAAACGCCACGGUUAUAUUGAAGAUGCUUUAUUGCAAAAUAAAACAAGAAGACCAGCCGUUUAUGAUAAUAAAGAAAAUUUACAACAGCAAAAUUCUAACAGCAAAAUAUCAAAGAGAUUAAAUAAAAGCAGAAUCAAAACAAUUACUAACGAUAUUAAUGUACAACAAAAACAAAAUAUGCAGAAACCAACUCAAAAACCGGUAGCUACCACAGCAGAUAUAAAUAAAAAACGUGCUAAUAGCAAACAAAUGAAUACGGACGAUGCAACUGAUCUUGGCAAAAAUCGGAAAACAAGUGGUAUUACAGAGAAGGACAUUAAUUCUUAUUAUAAUGUCUCACCUAAGGAUGAUGAUUAUUUUGAACAUAAAAAGAAAACUAAUUCCAUUUCCUCUGCUUCAUCGACUGCAUCAACUUCUUCAGCUUCUUCGUCCUCAGUUUCCUCUAAUAUAUCUCACAAUUCGACUGCAAAAAAUUCUACCCGUAAAACAAAUAAAACUUCAAAUUAUUACUCGAAUUCCCAUACAUACAAUUCUUCAGGCGGUAAUAAUCAUAAAGCACGCUAUAAUCACUCAACUUCCUAUUCAUACUCUUCUAAGCGGAAUCGUGGUGCCAAUUAUUCUUCUUCACAUGGUUCUUUGAAUAACGGUCCAAAUCGUAACUAUGAAUUGGCUAAAAAGUUGUUGACAACGUGGCUUGAAUAUAUGAUAAAAAUUCUAAAUUGGUUAUUUUAUUUAGUUUAUGAUAUUAUUGUACUUGGAUUUAGUAUGUUUUAUGAUAGAAUGUUAACGGCCUACGACUCUUCCUUGAUAUUUUUAAAACAAUUACGAAAGGAUUUAAAACAAAAUUCGGAUAAACCCAGUAUAUGGAUUAAAAAUUAUUGGCGAAAAUUUGAUGGGCGCUUUGAAAAGAACUCCAAUUGGGCUUUUUGGAGAAAGUUUUAUAAAAAGAAACCACCAGAUGUUCCAACGGAAUCUUUUAAAAGCGGACGACUUCCACAAACCGGCGAAGAGGCAAUGUAUUCAUUACUAAAUUGUAAAGGAAAAGAUGCUUACAGUAUUUUAGGUGUGCCAGCAAAUAGUUCACCGGAACAAAUACGUAAACAUUACAAAAAAAUAGCAGUGUUAGUACAUCCCGAUAAAAAUAAACAAGCUGGAGCAGAAGAAGCAUUUAAAGUUUUACAACGAGCUUUUGAGUUGAUUGGCGAACCGGAAAAUCGUUUGGCCUAUGAUCAGAGUUUAGUUGAAGCACUACAUGCUGAAAAGGCUUGGACAGAGCUACAUGAUCUGUUAUCGCAAUUACAAACCAAAAUUACUGAAGCUGCCAAUACAAUAAGGUGUAGCACUUGUGGACUGCGGCAUCCACGUAAACAAAUUGAUCGGCCACAUUAUGCUGCACGAGAUUGUGCUUCUUGUAAAAUUCGUCAUUCAGCAAGAGAGGGUGAUAUAUGGGCAGAAACGAGUUUCAUGGGUUUGCGUUGGAAAUAUUUGGCUUUAAUGGAGGGUAAAGUGUAUGAUAUUACUGAAUGGGCAAAUUGUCAAAAAGGUGCACUUUCUCAUUUGGAACCAAACUCGCAUAUGGUGCAAUAUCGUAUAGUACGAGGUGCACAGCAACAGCAGCAACAACAACAAACACAACAGCAACGUCAACAGCAGUCACCGCAAAACUCACAAAAAUAUAACAGCUAUGGCGCUGGGGGCAGUGGUAAAUUCAAUCGGGAUAUUCCUCAAAGCGAUACAUCGUUGCACGAUUUUCUUGACAAUUUGUAUAGUGGGCAAAAUCCUAACCAGCCGAAUUCUUCCGCGUAUGCGAGUUCAUCUAGAAAACGUUCUCGGCGUAACUAAUAAUUAUUUAAUAAUAUAGAUUUAAGUGUUUUUAAAAUCUCUAACGAUUUUGUUUUUAGUUUUAAGCAUUAUACUCUAAUACAAAUAUAUAAACAUUCAAAAUGAGAACACUAUAUCAUUGGAAUUCUAAUCCUAUAUAUUUCAGAAUUUAUAGAAUUAUUUAUAUUGUGAAAUAUAUUUUUUGUAAACUUCUAUUGAAUUUAAUAUUACAACCAAAAUCGAAUAACAGUUUUUAUAAAAAACUACCUGUUAUAUGUUCUCUGAAUAUUUACUAUAAAAUCUUUGCAAACAAAUGCAACAUUAUACAAAAAUUUAAUACUUUUUACACUUUAUAUUAUUAUAUAUAAUAUAAUCAUUACCAUAUGUAAGUGCAA